AUGUUUGAGCAACCAAUUGUGGCCUUUGAGCCUGGAAAGGGCUUCGAUCUUGUCGGCGCAGACAUCUACAUCGAAAAAAAUGAGCCCGAGGGCGUCUUCAUUGCGGCGCGGAACCUCUCCAAGGACUUUGCCAAGGUCACCGGGAAUGGCGGCAACGCCGUGAUCACGGAGCGCCCCUCACCGACAAAGUCCAGGUCGGUCAUCAUUAUUGGGUCUGUGCCACAGUCUUCGACCAUUCGUAGCUUGCAGAAUCGUGGGGACAUCGACACAACUCCCAUUGAGGGCAAGUGGGAGUCUUGGAUGACCACCUGCGUCGCCAGUCCUUUCCAAGGGUUGUUCGACAAUGCUUUGGUCAUUGUGGGCAGCGACAAGCGAGGAACCAUAUUUGGCAUAUACUCUCUUUGCGAGCAGAUCGGGGUCUCACCGUGGCACUGGUGGGCCGAUGUGCCGCCAAAGAGGCAUGAUGGGAUCUGGGCGUUGCCCGUAUCAACCCACAACGGCGAGCCAAGCGUCAAAUAUCGCGGCAUCUUCAUUAACGAUGAAUCGCCCGGUAUGGACUCGUGGGUGCAUGAGAAGUUCGGACCCAAGUUCGACGCCAGGUUGUACCACUACAUCUUCGAACUCUUGCUCCGACUCAAAGCCAACUUCAUGUGGCCGGCCAUGUGGCGAGGAUAUCCCUAUCCGGGCCGCUCGUUCUUCGUUGACGACCCCAAAAAUCAAGCCCUCGCCGACACGUACGGAAUCGUCAUGGGGACAUCUCACCAUGAGCCGAUGCAGAGAGCGAUGAACGAGUGGUCCACGACGCAGCCCGACGGGACGUGGGAUUGGGACACGAACCGAGCCAAGGUCACGCAGUACUUUGAAGAAGGUGCGGAGCGGGCAAGGCCCUACGAGUCGUACUUUACCCUCGGCAUGCGAGGCGAGGGCGACAAUCCCAUCAACGGCAGCGAUCCGCCGAGGAUCCUGCGCGAGGUGCUGGCGACUCAACGAGACAUAAUAAAGAAUAAUUACGGCCGCGAGGAUGGCGUCCUUCAGCUCAUGGCACUAUACAACGAGGUGCAGAAAUACUAUGACAAUGGACUGGAGAUUCCAGAGGAUGUCACGCUCUUGUUCUCAGACGACAACUUUGGUACGCUUCGCCGGCUGCCAAAUGAGGACGAACUCAAGAGGUCUGGUGGUUCUGGGUUCUACUACCACUUCCAGUACACUGGGUAUCCGCGGUGCUACCGGUGGAUGAACAGCAACACCCUGGGCAAGGCGUGGCAUCAACUCCAACUUGCCUACGAGCGAGGCGCCAAUCGCAUUUGGGUAAUCAACGUUGGUGACCUCAAGCCGAUCGAGGUGCCGAUGAGCUUCGCCUUCGACUUGGCCUGGAAUGUCAAGUCCAUACGCGCGGAUGCCUUCACCACCUACUACAAGGGGCUUGCCACGCGCGAGUUCGGAGAUGAGCACUCUGGUAGAAUCGCCAAGGCGUGGAACGACUUCGAUCGGCUCGUUGCAUUGCGCAAACAGGACCACAUCGACGUGGACACCUUUGUCUUGCUCAAGUACAAUGAAGCGGACAACAUUGUUGCGCGAUGGAAGAAGCUGUACAAAGAUGCGAAGUCCAUCAAUGUCGAGCUCGACGAACAGUACAAGUCGGCGUUUUUCCAGCUCGUGCUGCAGCCCAUUAAGGCGUCGUAUAUAUGUACACUGUUGCGCGUCACUCAGUACCGAAACCAGCUAUUUGCAAAGCAGCGGCGAAACACGACCAAUGUGCUCUUUUUCCGAAGCCUCAAGCUGCUUGACAAGGAUCACGAGCUGACCCAAGAGUACCACCGCAUCAACAAUGGGAAAUGGAACCACUACCUGCGGCAGCCGCACUACGGGUAUGGACCGACCGGCGCCCAGCCAUCGAGGAACAUGAUUGAAGGUUUGUGUUACGUCCAGACCAAGGAGGAUUCGAACCCUAGCAUUGGCCACAUGGGCAUCGCAGUAGAGGGCAACGAGGGUAUCAACCCGGGGCACAUCAAUGAGGACUCGGAUCGGACGCAUCCAUCGCGUAAAUGGCUCGAGCCAGGUGUCACGCUACCCUUUGCCACGCCCUAUGGCCCUCAAUCGCGGUACUUUGAGGUCUUUCACCGCGGCACGAAAGCCUUCUCGUGGAUUGCGAAGCCGCAGUAUGACUGGAUCACUUUGUCUCAGUACCAAGGGCACCUCAGCCCACAGGACAACGACACCAGAGUCACCAUCCUUAUUGACUGGCCCAGGGUACCGCCUGCCUUUGACGAGAGCGUUUACAUCGAAAUUAUUGGCACACGGGACGGCUACGAGAAAGUGCAUAUGGUGGUCCGAAACUACUACGCUCCUGACGAGUUCACCGGCUUCGUCGAGACGAGCGGACAUCUCGCCAUCGAUGCCGGCAACUGGGCCACGGCGCCGUAUAUUUCCCUUCCGGCGCUUGGUCGCCCGCUCGCCGGGUCCGUCACGCUGCCCAACGACACCGACUUCAGCAAGGCCGACGAGCUGCCGUUCCUGCGGUACCCCGUCUGGGUCUUUUCGGGCCGCGACAACGCCAACCUCGAGCUGCAAUUCAACAUGACGCUCGAGACCAACCCGCGCGAGCGCAUGGAGUACGACCUCCGCUGGGACGGGGGUGAGGUGCAGCGGCACCGCCUCACCGAAGACGACCCAGGCAACGACAAGGAGCUGCCGCGCGGCUGGAACGUGGCCGUCAUGGACUGCGUGUGGCGCAAGAACCACAAUCUGCGCGGCGUGGGCGUGGGCGCUCACACGCUCGAGAUACGGUUCCGCAAGCCAAACAUGAUCCUAGAGAAGCUCAUGAUGGACUUGGGGGAUCUGAGGUACACGUACCUGGGUCCUCCCGAGAGCGACUACGUGCGAGGCACGAACGGAAAUGUCGUGGAGGUGGGGAUUGAGGACAGCUUGGAUUUGAAGUUGGACCUGUGA
Molecule: messenger RNA, 2949 nt
Organism: Purpureocillium takamizusanense
Lineage: Eukaryota; Fungi; Ascomycota; Sordariomycetes; Hypocreales; Ophiocordycipitaceae
Exons: 5
Coding region: 1-2949 (982 amino acids)
Source: RefSeq, a predicted model, not a curated record